Messenger RNA from Maniola jurtina (meadow brown), 2232 nucleotides. Its product is annotated as protein big brother-like. The record is from RefSeq and is a predicted model, not a curated record. Gene Ontology annotation, molecular function: transcription coactivator activity; sequence-specific DNA binding. Gene Ontology annotation, biological process: regulation of transcription by RNA polymerase II. Gene Ontology annotation, cellular component: nucleus; core-binding factor complex. The transcript has 3 exons. The coding region runs from base 170 to 877 and encodes 235 amino acids. Lineage: Eukaryota; Metazoa; Arthropoda; Insecta; Lepidoptera; Nymphalidae.
ACCACUUCUGAGUUCUGACGCUCAUUCAGUUGUCAGUUGCCGUUGACGUAUGUCGUGUCGUUUAUAUUGCUAGACAAAUUCUAACAAUCUUAAUUUAAAAUCGAGUCAGUUGUAGAGGCUUGGGAAGUGAUGUUGGUCAGUGUAGUCCUGUGAUAGUAAAAUUCGUGUUAUGCAUGCCAUGAGUGAUCCAGCUGCCUUGGCAGGGAUGUUACCAUUCGAUUCUAUCGGAUUGUACGAGCAGCCGAAACCACGGUUCAUCUUCAAAAUGCCGCGUGUUGUUCCUGAUCAGAAAGCGAAAUUCGAGUCUGAUGAUUUGUUCAAAAGACUGAGCCGAGAAAGCGAGGUGAGGUACACGGGGUACCGCGACCGGCCGCCCGAGGAGCGCCAGAUGCGCUUCACGAGCGGCUGUCGCGAGGGCCACACGGAGAUCGCCUUCACCGGCACCGGCACCAACCUGCAGCUCGUGUUCGACCACUCGCCUUACAACAACCGAGGCUGCGACUUUCAGAAGGAAUCUGGAAAGGCCCAUAUUGUGUCCCGAUUUAUCAUGAACGGUGUCUGCGUGCGGUGGCGAGGCUGGAUCGACUUGGAGCGUCUGGACGGAGCCGGUUGCUUGGAGCUCGACGAGGAACGAGCUGCGAUCGAGGACGCCGCGUUACGAGACCAAAUAGAACGAUACAACCAACGGUUGAGGGACUUUGAGGAUAAGCAGCGUGCGUAUCGAGAGCACGGCGAGGAGCUGCGGGCUCACUCGCAAGUCCACGCGCAGCGCUGCCACCAAGCGCGCCAGCCGCCGCACCCCGCUCACCCGGCGCACCCGCACGCGACGCAUCCUGUCCACAUAAAGCCUCACUCCCAAGGCGCUCUUAUUUCGUAAGGACGAGCUCCACAAAUUCUGUGCAAUUUUUGUAUAGGUAUCAAUGUUUAGCCUAAUGUAAAUAAUACAAUAUCCAUUUAGCUUUUAGAACAAUGACAUUAUCGCAUACAGAUGUUAGGUUCAAAUUCAUAUUAGAUGGUGUUUAAAAUUCGUGCUCGCUGAUAACAAUAUAAUUAGUAAGACAGAAAUAAAACGCACGAGAGUAGAAGAGAUGACGCUCUUCAAUUAGUGUGACCUAGGUGUCGUAGUUUUAAUCUGCAUUUUUGAAGUUAGAUACAUGGAUAUGUUCUAAUUAAUAAUAAUUAGAAUUACGUAUCUAGCGUACGUAGUUAUAUAUUCUUUUUAAAGAAGUUACUAUCCCUAUUCCCUCCUUAUAAUUUAAAUUGGUAGGUACCUAACUCGAAACCAAAUAAGUAAAUCCGUUAUGAUACGUACUGGUUUAUCCUACUCAAUAGUUGAUGUAGAAGGAAUAAGGAUAACCUAUAGUUUUAAUGUAAGUAUGCCUACCCAUUGACCCUAUUCAAUGAAAAUCAAAAAAUAUGCGUCGCGCACUGCACUAGUCAAUUACCACUGGUAAAAUAAUGCUUCAUAGAUAUUUCAGUCUGAAUAAUUUAGCAAGAACUUCUGUUAAAAACUAGAUGACAGACACACCACUAGAGCAUUUCUCAGGAUGACUGUCAUCUCAUGUGCUAUUUUAUUUAAAUCUCAGUUAAAAAUAAAGUUUAGAGCCACAGGAAAUAGGUGACUGCAAACGUAAAGGCGCUUGAUAGUAAAAAUUACCUACCUACCUACAUAUUUAAUUAUUUUCACUAAAUAUUAUUACCUACCUACCUAUAACAGGCUCUACUAAUGUAUUUAACAUUUAAUAAUUAUCUACUUAUAUAAUAAUACCUGUACCUAUACCUACAAAUAUCUGUCUUUAAAUAGGUAACUUAACCUACUUGAAAUAACUAUUGAUUGGGAAUGUCAUUAGUUGAUUAGAUUGGCGUUGGAGAGUUUUGAAUAGGUACGUACCUAUCUACGUAGUUAAUAUAAUAAUAUACACAAUUAUAUAAUAUUUUAUUCAAUUGAAAUUAACCACCAUUAGUCUGGAAAAUGUUUUUUUCUUUAAUUUCCAUUCUAACCACUCGUUUAUACGUGUAAGAAGAGCUGGAAUAUUAUGUUAAUACUGCAUACUUAAUUAUGUUCACUUGGUAUUAGAUAUAAUGUUACUUAAUUUUAAGAUUUUUUAUUUAAUGUAAAGUAGGUACCUCACUGCCUAUACCUAAAUAAGUAUCCUAAACUUAUUAUGUGUAGUAGCUAGGUACAUGCAAGAAUUGUGAUAAUCAUGUAAAUAAAUCUUUACAAUUUCUUUU